Molecule: messenger RNA, 4182 nt
Organism: Magnusiomyces paraingens
Lineage: Eukaryota; Fungi; Ascomycota; Dipodascomycetes; Dipodascales; Dipodascaceae
Exons: 1
Coding region: 1-4182 (1393 amino acids)
Molecular function (GO): guanyl-nucleotide exchange factor activity; protein binding
Source: RefSeq, a predicted model, not a curated record
AUGUCCGUUAAGGGCAUCAAAAACGGUAGCAAGACACCCUCAAGCAAUAAUUCUAUUAAACCAUCCAUAGUUUCCUUAACUUCAGAUCCCUCUUCUAUGUCUGGCACAUCCCGUUCGCUGGAAAAACAUGCAUCUCAAGGGAAAAGCAUGGUCACUGUGCGCCAGGUUUCUAAAAAUGACGACGCAAUGUCUCUCUCUGACUCGGAUAACGAACUGUUUUUUACUCCACCUGCUUCCCCAAGCUCUCCUACAGGAGGUGGUGGAUCCACCAAAAUCUUGAAGCAUAAAGCUUCUUCAUCUUCUUCACCUUCUUUGGCUUCUAUCUCAUCGUCUUUGAGUGAAAGCUUUCGCAUAAAGUCACACUCAAGAGCAAGUUCAACAACAUCUACAAUUUCAUCAACAUCUUCAAAAUCAUUUCAUAAGCGCAAUAACUCUUCCGUUUCUUCUACUAGUUCAGUUACUAUUUCUUCUCCAGUUAUGAUUUCCCCCCAGUCUUUGGACUUUGCCCUUAAACAAGGGAUAGACGAGAAUUUGGUCGAAGACAUUACCCGCAUUUCGGCUAACCCACCUAGGCCAGCACCAGUACCUCCAGUACUGAUUCAAAGAAAGCAGCGUUCUUUUGAAAGACUUCCACCCACUUCUCCAACCCAAACUUCUACAAACUUUCAACCAAUAAACAAAUCACCAUUACAACAAGCUUUAACAGUUUCUCAGAAACAUGAUGAAUUUAUUAACGAAUCAACAACAACAGCUGAAAUCAAAUCUGACAGCUGUCUUAGUGGCGCUGCUUUUUUUUCAGAUGAAGGUGUGUCAGAGUUUAACAAUAUCCUGAGCCCAACAAACUUAAAAGCUUAUAAUCCCUUACAAAACCAAAUUCAGCAACAACAACAACAACAACAACUUUCUGAAGGCACUAAAACAAAAUCAUUAGAAGUCACAAGCACCAACAAUCAGCGAUCACCUCAAUCAUCAAGUGAACUUUCUCCAACUAGGGAAAAGUUUCCGUUAUUUUCUUUAGAAGAAGUUCUACCUUCAGAUAUUUCCAACCCAAUUACUCCAGCUUCACAUGAAAAUCUAUUGGCCGUUUCUUCGGCAUCUCCUUUACUUCGAUCAUUUAGUUCUUGUAAUACUUCUAGGUAUGAAGAUUUUACCCAUUUGACUUAUUUGGAUAUUUCAGCCUCAGAAUCCACACUCAACUUUAUUUCAGCCACUGGAAGACUUCCUCGAUGGAUUCAAAAAUGCACAUCUCUUCAAUAUCUUAUUGGAUGCAAACUCAAUCUUACAGUCAUUGAAGAAUGGGUGUCACAGUGUUUGAUUCAGUUACGUGUGUUGCGACUUAAUGACAAUCAAAUCAGUACUUGGCCUGACCAUCUUGCUCAACUUCUUCCUUAUGAUCAGCUCACAGUUGUUGACCUUGAAGGAAACCCUUGCUUUACUAACUUUUGUGAGCGAUGCCCUCAAUUUGGACUUGACUAUGCAAAAAGCAUAGACAAUUCGUCAAGAGAGGCUUCUAAGAAAUUUCUUUCAAGUAGAAUUGGGUCACAACCGGUUCUUGGUUUGAAAAAGAAACAAGGGUCAAUUUCGAAAAAAACUCACCAUAGACGAAUUUCGGUCCCGACUACCAGCACCAUCAUCCCUCAUCCUUCAGUUUCUUCGCCCACAUCGUCAGCCUCACCAUCAACUUUAUCUUCUCCUUCACUUGUUUCUGAAUCAUCGUUUGAUUCAAAUAAUCUUUCUGCAGAUUUCAAUUCCGAUUCUCUUAAAAAGAAACCCAGUAGUAGUUUUUUUGGUCGCCGUCACAAAAAGUCUUACAGUGCUCAACUACAGAAUACAAUUUCAAAGCUUUCUAACUUGAGCACUACCAGCAUCGAGACUGCAAUCGGAAACAGUACCAGCCUUGGUGAUACAUUUAUUAGUGAAGGCACCACAGAUAAGAAAACUGAAAAUGUUACAGAAAUUGGAGGACAUGAAGAUUCUACCAACACUGAAGUUACCCUCAAUAGUCCUACAGAGGUUAAUUAUUCCAUGCAUGGGUCUUCAAGUACUGCUUCAAAUAUCUAUAUUGAUGACGAUAGUGACGAUGAAGCUUUGACAUCUCUAGAGCCUGUUAUUAAUACCAAAUUCAUUGGCCGUGAAACACUUUCUUCCCCUUUGCUUCAAGAGUUAUCCCCAAGCACAAGCCCAUCAAUAACACCUUCGAGUUUUUCUAACGAUACUAGACAAGCUUCUUGGGCUUCCAAACAGCGAGAUUCUGCUAUGUUUUUGGUCAGCGAAACCCCAGAAAACAUUUCUAAGCUUCUUAGCAAUCAAUUGGGACCAGAUACAUGGACUCAGAAGCGUAUUGAACCUUCCGAGGUUGAAAAAUCAAAAGUUGUUUUGAACCUCCUUAGAGAUAUUUGGGAAAUGUCUACAAACAGUAUCUUAUACCACGUCCCAGACCUGACGGCAGAGGCCUUAGAAGCCGCCACUAUGCGUAGAAAUUCUGUGGCUCAUGAUGCCAAAAGUGAUCCUGUUUUUUCCAGGCUUUCACCAAUAUCUUCUACUUCAGAUUCCAAGUUACAAGUUGGCACAGCGUCCUCAGGGGCACCUUUGGGCCGUUUUACUAUAGCUGAGCGCCGUUUUGGUCAUGGACGCGCCAAUUCUGCUGACGUUAUUCCCAAGUACUCUGUUUCUAGUGGCACAGAGCAUAUCCAGUAUUCCAGAUCUCCCCAAAAAAUUACAAACAAAGAAAUGGCCAAGCUUUUAUUUAAAAUGAUUGAAGAAGAAAAGGCGUUUGUGAAACGUGUUAAUGAGCUUAUCACCAUUUACGUCAAAUCUAAAAAAUGCCCACCAAAAGCUGCCAAAAUUUUUAACGACGUUGAAUCAAUCUAUAAUCUACACUCUGAGACCGUUUACCCGGGUCUUCAAAGAGCUUAUGAGAAAUUUCUUGCACAUAAAGAUCCGAACCUUGAGUUGGUUUCUUCUCUGAUUUUGACUCAUAUCAACGAUUUUAGGGUUUACAUCCGGUAUGAAGUUUCUCUCGAUGAAUCGCUGCGUCUUGCAAACUUUUGGAAGCGAUUAAUUGGUGGCGACUCAAGCCAAAAUAUGGUGUCGUAUGGCGCCAAUGUUCCCCAUUUGUCGAAUUACACUCAUCCAGAUGCCAUCAUUGCUGAGUGGAUUAAAAACUGUCAUCGUCACAAGUCACACUCUCUUGGAAGUGUUACUGACUAUCUCCAACUUCCCACCUACCACUUAGAAAAGUACCGCGAUUUUUUGAAGAAUUUAUCUUCUUUUUCUCCAGGUCUUUGGGACGCUCACGUCCAGUUUGAGUCAAUUUGCAAGGAGAUAGAAGAGGAAAAGCCUCUUGCAGCUGAGGCUCGGCGCUAUGAGGAGUUUGACCAGGCUUAUGACUUUUCUUCACAGCUUCCCGCUCGAAUUUCUCCUUCUUCUGAGCGUAGAUACCUAGGCGACGCUGUGGUUUUGCUUAGGAGCGAAGUGUUUUUGGAGCUUCCAACAAAACAGUCUAAGGCAGAUUGUAUUCACUAUAUGACUCUUGAUGCACCCCAUUGCACUCUUGUAACAUAUGGGAAGAAGAAUGACUCUUUUCCCAAAACCAAACCUAUUUUUGAAAUAAACACUGAAAUUAGUGCUGAAGAAAAUCCUGCUAUUGCUGGCAACACCAACAAUUGCAAUAGUCCUACUUCCAAUGGUUCAUGCCGUGCAAAUCCGGUCCCAAAGGUUGUACAGAAACACAUAAUAAAGUCUAAAUUCAAUUUAGCACUUCAUCGAAUUAUUGUAUUUGAUGACGUUAUCGUGUUUACCGACGAGGACAAGAAGGGCAUUAACAGGGUUGUUCCUCGCAGCAAAAUCACAGUGACAUUACCUUGGAAGUACCCCGUUCGUGAAGGUGCAGAAGCAUUGCCAACGGGGGAUCAGGUUUCAUACAAGUCCAAGUCUUCAGCAAACUCUGUGUAUAAUCAAAACAGAUAUUCCAUUUCUUCAACUACUUUUGGAAGCAUGAAUUUACAAUCUUCAUCAGCAACAGGGCAUCACAAGGGUUCUGGCAACUCUGGUGCUCUUCGCAUGAUGUUUCAUGAUGACCCCAAGAUUUGGUACUGUACAUUACGUUCAUUUAAUUGUGAGCGCAAGCUUAAAAGCAAAGAGCCCCGCUCAAGAUUGGUUGAACUUUUUACAAUCAGUUGA